Molecule: messenger RNA, 736 nt
Organism: Dendronephthya gigantea
Lineage: Eukaryota; Metazoa; Cnidaria; Anthozoa; Malacalcyonacea; Nephtheidae
Product: ER membrane protein complex subunit 4-like
Exons: 6
Coding region: 15-560 (181 amino acids)
Biological process (GO): protein folding in endoplasmic reticulum
Cellular component (GO): EMC complex
Source: RefSeq, a predicted model, not a curated record
GCGCGAUAUCAAAGAUGGCCGCUCGAAACGUGGUCGCGAAGGGAAAAAACGUCUCAAAAUGGGCAUUAGAUUUAACUUCCAGACCAAAAUACAUGCCUAUUGACAAAUACACUCAUCAAACUAUUGAACUUGCUAACCCGGCUGGAUACACAGACAAACAACUUACAGACACGGAUUCUCAUGAAAUUGAUCACAAUCUAGUCACAAAGAAAUCCUGGGAUAUUGCAAUUGGUCCACUAAAACAGAUUCCCAUGACGUUAUUUAUAAUGUACAUGGCUGGUAACACAAUCUCCCUUUUCCCAAUCAUGAUGGUUGGUAUGAUGUUUCUGAAGCCAGUGAAAGCCUUGUUUUCAAUAUCAUCAGCGUUUGCAACUCUUGAAGGUGACCAAUCGUUUCUUAUGAAGAUCAUUUACCUGCUUGGGAAUAUUGCAUUGUUAUUCAUGGCUUUAUAUAAAUGUCAAUCCAUGGGUUUAUUACCCACUUCACCCUCAGAUUGGAUUGAAUUUGUUGAACAUAAAGAGAGACUGGAAUUUUCUGGUGGAGGAAUGGCACUGAGUUGACCACCUUGAACACCAUCAGAAAGCUCAUUGCCUUCGCUUGAAUGAACCUUGCAGAAAGAGAAAGCAAAUAUGAACUGCUACAUAGCAAACUGUUGAAAGAAAUUGAUUAUAGAUAUAAAGGUGGUUUGGUUGAGUGAAGGAUGGAACCUAAAAAGAUUUAAGAAUAAAUAUUCACU